AUGUUCCGAGAAUGCGUUGAAUUGAUUGCGUUUCCACGAGUUUCGGCUUUGGGAAUGGACUCGACCGUGGCGCUGCUCCUUCUGACCGCCUGCAUUCUGGAACUCGUGGUUGGUCAGCAAGGACCGGUGUUCGUUCUCGAGCCACCGAGUACUCUGGUCUUCUCCAAUACCACAGGCUCCCAGCUAAGCUGCUCCGCUCAUGGGAGCCCAACUCCGCACGUCACCUGGAUAACCAGUCCGGAUCAGAGAUCGGUCACCGCAGUUCCUGGACUAAGACAGCUGCUCGGGAACGGCACCCUCUACUUUCCGCCAUUUCUGGCGCAGGAUUUUCGGGCGGAAGUGCACAACGCUAGGUACAGGUGUCGCGCGACCAGUUCAGUGGGAGCAGUGCUUUCUAGGGAAGUUACACUUCGUGCCGUGCUGACGGUCCCCGACUACGACGUCAGGGUGAACAGGUCGACGGUUCUGAAGGGAUGCAACGCAGUCCUGUCUUGCACGGCGCGAGAAGACGUGAAGGAGCACCUGACGGUCACCUCUUGGUUCCGAGACGAGGCCAUCCUCCUACCUGGCAGCACGGACACGGGUGCGAGAUUCGUGGUCACAUCUCAAGGGGAUCUACACAUCAAAGCCGCGAGACCGGAAGACGGCAGAGCCACCUACUCGUGCUUAACUUUCCACGCGUUAACUGGUGAAAGGAGAAGAAGCAAGCAAGCAAAGCUAACAGUCACAGAACCGACGGAAUUUAUGGCGCCACGAUUGAUGCAGAGAUCUCAGAUCGCCAUCUCGGCGGAAAGCGGCUCGGACGUUCAUCUAACUUGCUCAGCCCAGGGGAGCCCACCCCCGCAAUUUACUUGGUAUCGCGAUGUUAACGGCCAUUCGGUACCAGUCGAAUCAUUUGGCCGAAUUCAGCUGUGGGGUGAUUUGAUGCAAAUUCGCCGCGUGGACGCUCAGGACGCAGGAAGGUACAUUUGUCUAGCCAGCAAUCAGGUCGGCAAGCAACGAGCGGAAACACACCUGUCGGUCACUUCAAAACUUAACGCGCGGAUACAGCCCCGUGUUCAGAUCAUCAAUUCCGGGGAGUCGGCCACUAUGAAUUGCACGGUGGAGGGUUAUCCGGUCGAGAGCGUCGAGUGGUUGCACGACGGUGUGCCGGUAUUGACCGCGCAGGACACGAGGAUCAGAUUGCUGGUUCCUCUGGUGCUCGUGAUAGGCUCGGUGGGCCGAAAGGACAAGGGGAUGUAUCAGUGCCUGGUCAGAAGCGACAAGGAGAACGCACAGGCCACCGCGGAAUUGAAGCUUGGAGAUACUGUACCAGAAUUACAAUACACGUUCAUCGAGCAAGCAUUGAAACCUGGUCCUACAGUAUCCUUGAGAUGCUCUGCAACAGGAUCUCCGCCGCCAUCGUUCACUUGGCUGCUAGACGGAGAGCCUCUAAGCGAAAUCGCCUCUGGACACAGGUACGCAAUAGGACAGUACGUCGAUCAGUCUGGAGACGUGAUCAGUCAUUUGAACAUAUCGACAGCCGGAGCCGAAGAUGGCGGCCUCUACGCCUGUGUCGCGGCCAACACCCUGGCCACGGUCGAGCACAAAGCUAGACUGAACAUUUAUGGACCGCCGUACAUCCGAUCGAUAGGACCGGUCCGUGCGAUAGCCGGUGUCGAUACCACCAUAGCUUGUCCUUAUUCCGGCUAUCCUAUCACGUCGGUUGAGUGGUCUCGUGGAGGAGCCGCGCUUCCUCUCAACAUAAGGUACGACGUCGACAACGAGGGCCAUCUUAACAUCGCAAACGUGGAUCCAAAUGACGCUGGCACUUAUACUUGUAUGGUACGAGCUAGAUCUGGCGAAACGGCAAGCAGAGACAUCCGGUUGACUGUCAGCAGUCCACCUGUUAUGAGUCCUUUCAAUUUCCCAGCAAAUCUCCAAGAAGGCAGUCGAGCACAGGUCACCUGCACCGUCACUUCUGGUGAUCUUCCAAUCUACUUCUCCUGGCUAAAAGAUGGCGAACCGUUACCUUCUUCUUUACGUAUCGAGGAGAAGAUGGUCGAAUUCUUCAGUCUACUCGUCUUCAAGGAGCUCUCCUCACGCCAUAGCGGCAAGUACACUUGCGUGGCAACUAAUAGCGCGGCCAAGGUCAACCAUACUACUGAACUUUUGGUAAAAGUGCCACCACAAUGGAUCUUUGAACCGCAAGACGUAGCCACCCUCCUGGGGAAUCCAUUGAAUAUCCAUUGCGAGGCCAAGGGGUUCCCUCCGCCACGUGUCACGUGGUUGCGAGCUAGAGGAAGAACCUCUAACGACUAUCAUCCACUGGUUGAUGGAUCUGACGGGAGAUUGACCAUUCUGCCUAAUGGAUCUCUGUGGACAGCCUCAGCUGGGCCUCAAGAUGAAGGACAUUAUCUGUGUAGAGCGAAUAAUGACAUUGGAUCUGGUCUGAGCAAAGUGAUCUAUGUGUCUGUUCAUGAGCCAGCGAGAUUCGAGUUUCAGAGCAAGAAUGUGACAAUCCGUCGUGGCGAGUCCGUGACGUUGGAUUGCACUGUCAUCGGGGAUAAUCCUAUAGAAGUGCAAUGGAUGCACAACAGUGAUCGGUUAGACACGAACAGCCACCGACUGAGCAUCAGUCAAAUAAAAACAGACACUGGCCUUAAGUCGCAGUUGUCUAUAGGGAGCAGCGAUCGUCAAGAUUCUGGGGCUUACAGGUGCACAGCUGACAACGCUUAUGGGAGGAGCGAACAUCUAAUUUAUCUUGCAGUUCAGGAGAGACCAGAUCCACCAGCUUCGCUAGAAGUUAUAGAAAUCAGCUCACGAUCGAUACGAUUACUGUGGAAGAGAGCUUUCGACGGAAACAGUCCAAUACGAAAUUACGUUAUUCAGUAUCGAUCGUUGAAUCAUGGUUCACCAGACGACUGGAAUCCUGCAAAAACGCACAAUGUUACUUACACGCCCGGAAGUACUAAUAACGGAAACAACAUACAUCCAACACAAAAUGGUUUAUCCCCUUUCGAAACUACCAGCGACGAUCAAGAAGUGGCUUUAGUAGGUGGACUUCACCCAGCAGUAACUUACACAUUCCGCAUAUUUGCUAUUAAUUCAAUAGAUGUGAGUGUACCUACUGAUCCUGUGGUUGCCAAAACUCAGGAAGAAGCACCCACUGAAUCACCACAAAAUAUUAAAGUGCAAUCAGCAGGGCCUGGAGAACUUAUGGUCAGCUGGCAGCCACCCCCAAAAGAGUCCUGUAACGGAGAUUUAUUGGGCUACAUAGUGACAUGGUCGGAGCAUUCAUCUUCGACGUCAGGUGUGAACCAAAGCAAAAGUUUAACCGUGAACGGAUGGGCGACUACAAAGGUGCAACUCACCGGCCUGAGAAAGUUCACCAAGUACGAUAUAUCGAUCAGAGCUUUCAAUAGUAUAGCCAGCGGCCCGGCCAGCGUUCCCAUUGUUGGAACAACACAGGAAGGAGUCCCAGAAACUCCACCAACACAGGUAUCGUGUGUUCCUCUGUCUUCCCAAAGUGUAAAAGUUUCUUGGAGUGCACCUCCACCCCACCAACAUGGUGGAAUUAUCCAAGGUUACAAAGUAUACUACAGACCAGUGCCCACUGACAAUAUGGAUAUAUCAACAGUGGGUGAAAUAAAAAAGACUUCUAGUGUCGAAACGUAUCUGCACACUCUUUACAAAUAUACAAAUUACUCUAUUAGAGUAUUGGCUUACACAGGAGCUGGCGAUGGAGUCCUGAGUCCACCAAUUUUUUGUACAACCGAAGAAGAUGUGCCAGGCCCUCCAGCUGGCAUUAAAGCUUUAGCAUUAACCGCGGAGAGCAUAUUGGUUUCGUGGUUGCCACCCCUGCAACCGAAUGGGAACGUCUCCAAGUACACAGUUUAUAGCAGAGAAGCAGGCUCCAGUAACCAUAAUACGCAUACCAUGCAUGAAUUACCAUCGUCGUCGACUGAUACUCUUACUAUGGAACUACGAGGCUUGGUUGAAAGACAAUUAUACGAGUUCUGGGUAUCAGCAACCACAGGUAUAGGUGAGGGAGAACCAACCACUAUAGUAACUCAAACUACAAAUACCAGAGCUCCAGCUAGAGUGGCAUCCUUUUCACAAUUAUUGAGAAGGGCGAUUAAAUCAUCGAUUACCUUAUCCUGUUUGGUCGUGGGUAAUCCUACACCUCGGCCAAUAUGGACGUAUCGAAAUAGUCAAGUUUCUACUGGCAGACAUUACGAAUUAACUGCCGAUGGCCAUCUCAAUAUUCGUGGACUAGAACAAUCUGUCGCGGGAAAUUACACGUGUUCAGCUAGUAACUUGUUCGGCGAUGAUUCCAUCACUUACACGUUGGUCGUGGUAAUGCCUCCUAGAGCACCAACAUUAGAACUGCAGUAUACAACAACGAAUAGCAUAAAACUUAGAUGGAAUCAUCCCAAUAAUGGUGGUGCUACUAUUCAAGGCUACGUAUUAAGCUAUAAAAGGGACCAAGGUGGUUGGGAAGAGAUUGCAUUAUCACCCGAACAGACUGAGUUCAUUUUAUCAGGUUUAAAAUGCGGUUCCUCUUACUUGGCGCACUUAACAGCACAUAAUCGUGUGGGUACUGGAGAUCCAAGUCCCCUAAUAAGUGCUACGACGAAAGGAACUGCUCCGUUAUUACCAAAGGAACGAGACAUUAUCUCUGCCAACGGUACCUCCGUAAAAUUAAAUCUGCUAUCCUGGCCAAAUGGUGGUUGCCCUAUUCAAUACUACACUGUAGAGUAUCGUAGACGGAUCAGCACUGAACCAUGGAUUCUAGUGGCAAGUCGUGCUACAGAGAAUCUAGUCAUAAGAGAUUUAAAGACUGCCUCGUGGUACAAUUUACGACUAACAGCGCAUAAUGACGCUGGAUCUACACAAACACAAAUGGAAUUUGCGACAACCACUCUUAGUGGCGUUAGCAUUGGUCCUCCGAACGAUCUAAUUAUGGAAGACGAUAUUAAGAAAACUAUUCCUAAUCACAAAGUACUUUACGUAGUUGUACCUCUCAUCUGUGCAAUUGUGCUAAUUAUUUCGGCUGCUAUUUUGGGAUACGUGAUGCUAAAACGCAGUGGAAGAGCUAGCUAUUUGGGAGAUAUACUUCCUGGACAGCAACAAAAUCAACAGACAGGAUUGGGAUUAGUUCAACAACAGCAACAACAUCAACAGCACCAUCACCUUUCAAGUUGUAUGUCUACCAUGCAACUAAAAUCCACUGCUGAACGUGAUAAUAGAAGGAAUCAUCAAGUUUAUACUAGCUCACCAGUGAAACAAGAGAACCAUAAAUCGAACGACCAUGGAUCAGAAAUGUACGAAAUAAGUCCAUAUGCUACAUUCAGUGUACCAGGGAGAGAAAAUCGUUCAGUGACCACUGCCACACUUGACUACACAAUGCAGUUCAAAACGUUUGGCCAUUUGGAAAAUGAAGACAUCAAUACGAUCGAUUAUGAAAGAUCCAGCGUAGAUUUUGAGAGGUCUAAAACACCAAGGUGGCACAAGCAACGGUAUUUCCCGAGUAUCGCGGAAGCGGAGAGCAAGCUACGCUCAAGUCGUCAAGGUUCCGGGAGUGAUACGUCCGGAAGUCCUUGCGGAGAGUGCGCUGGGCCUAGUUACAGGGUACCAGUCAAGCCCUGCAGAGAUGUAUUUUCACGAGGAGUAGAAUCGAGUACAGAAUCCAACAACGAAGGCUCACCUUCACUUGCGAGACGUCGAAGCCGACAGCCGAGCCGGUCUACUCGCAGUUCGGUGGAAGACAUGACGUUGUUGCCGCCAAGCGGGUUUAGCGACAGCCGCGAAUUGAGCGACGUAGAAUGCGACCGUGAUCGUGAUCGUGAUCGUGGUGAACGGGAUCGUGAUCGUGAUCGCGACUGGCAAGGCCUGGCGACCGGGACCCGCCACGGUGGCAGCUUGGGUAGACUGCCGAUCGAGGCCGUCGAAUCUAUGCUCGCUAGGUACCAACAAAGGAAGGAGCAAGAAAGGCAAGAGUUCACUAUACAUGUAUGA
Messenger RNA from Eufriesea mexicana, 6000 nucleotides. It is a transcript of the gene Dscam3, whose product is annotated as Down syndrome cell adhesion molecule 3. Bases 1 to 6000 code for a protein of 1999 amino acids. NCBI's taxonomy places the organism in Eukaryota, Metazoa, Arthropoda, Insecta, Hymenoptera, Apidae. Gene Ontology annotation, biological process: dendrite self-avoidance; homophilic cell-cell adhesion; axon guidance. Gene Ontology annotation, cellular component: axon; plasma membrane. The record is from RefSeq and is a predicted model, not a curated record. The transcript has 32 exons. Gene Ontology annotation, molecular function: cell-cell adhesion mediator activity.